Messenger RNA from Zingiber officinale, 1523 nucleotides. Its product is annotated as E3 ubiquitin-protein ligase ATL31-like. Bases 118 to 1308 code for a protein of 396 amino acids. The record is from RefSeq and is a predicted model, not a curated record. The transcript has a single exon. Lineage: Eukaryota; Viridiplantae; Streptophyta; Magnoliopsida; Zingiberales; Zingiberaceae.
ACAGAGAGAAAAGGGGCGAAAAUUUAUAUGUUUUACCGGGAUCGCACGUGCUAGUCACCCCCUGUUUUGUGCCCACGACGUCCUCUCCGACCAAUUUGAGUUUUCCGUCCUUUUCCGAUGGCGCCGACGCGGCGCCACCGCUGUUGGAUGCCUGCCAUGGUCGGCAGUAUUUCCACGGCCAACCUUUUCCUCCUAACGCUUCUUCUUCCCAUUGCCCCUCUGUGCGCCGCCCGCGGAGCCCCGCUGCCCCUCUCUCUGGACAACCAAUCGAGGGCCGUCAAACAACCCCCCAUGAUCACCAUCAUCAUGAUCUCGGUCUACGCUCUCUUACUUCUCGGCAUCAUCACCGUCUUCAUCCGCCAGUGCGUCGUCAUGGCCGAACGACGCGCCGCCGCCGCCGAGUCGGCGGCGGGAUCCCUCUCCGGGUGGCGGUCGCCGGGGCUGAGCGCGGAAAUGAUCGGGGCGUUCCCGACGAUGACGUAUGCGGAGGCCAAGGGGCUAAGAGAGGGCUCCGGCGAGCUGGAGUGCGCUGUGUGCAUCAGCCAGUUCGAGGCGGAAGAAGUGCUCCGCCUCCUCCCUGGUUGCUGCCACGUUUUUCAUCCGGAAUGCAUCGACGCCUGGCUUACUGCACACGUCACCUGCCCUGUCUGCCGAGCCGAUCUCGUCGCCGCCGCCCAAACCCUAGUCGCCGAGGACCAUGAUCCGCCCCCAUCCAUCGACGCAUCAACCAUUAUUUCGGCCUCUAGUCUGCCCGCAGACCACGAGAUCGUCAUAGAAGCCGCCUCUACGGCGUCAGAUCGGGCGGCGGCGCCGGUCGAUUUGGCCAGCAUCGGAAGCGAGGAGAGGGAUGAAUCGGCGAGGCCGACGACUCUGCCGCGAUCUCUCUCCUCGGGGAAAUCAAGGGCGCAGUCCGAGCCAGCGCCGAGCGUCGAUCGUUACACGCUGCAUCUGCCAGAGCACGUCCGACGGCAGGUCUUUGCCGCCGCAUCUUUCCCCCGCUCCGCCAGUUGCGCUGUCGGGUUUCCGGCCGCCCGAGCCUCAACCUCUAGGCUAGGUGGGAUUAGCCGCUGGAUGUGGAGCAAGCGGCAAGGGUGGUCGGAGCGGUGGUCGCCAUCGUUCCUGCGUCAGCUGUCGUUCCCGCCGUGGAAGAGAAGCGACAGCGGCGAAUCGUCGGGGAAGAAGAGAGAGGCUGAGGGAUCCACGAGGAGGAGGAGAUUCCCGUCAGUGAAGGGCUCCUUCGAUUGGCUCGUCAAUGGCUUCGCCGGAAGGGAAAGCGCCGCCUCGGCGGACGACCGCGCGCGGCACUAACGAUCACCGCCCGGCAACGACUUAAAAAUCACACCGUCAUCGAUUGCGUAUGAUGACGCGGCUGACCCUGAACCGUCGAUGAAGUGAAAUCCACGACAACUGACUCGUUGAUAAAAAUAGUAUAUUUAUUGCUCAGCUGAUAUUAUUGGUCGUUGAACUGUUGAAAUUGUGAGGAUAAAUAUAUAGCUCAAAUUUUUGUGCUACAACAUUGCUUG